Seminavis robusta is the source of this 750-nucleotide messenger RNA. The record is from the annotation of a GenBank genome assembly. NCBI's taxonomy places the organism in Eukaryota, Bacillariophyta, Bacillariophyceae, Naviculales, Naviculaceae.
AUGCAUCCGUACUUCCUCCAAGGCCGAGUGAUGAUGGGUGGUGGUGGGGUUCGUGCCGUGGGAGUUCCGGUUCCACUGAUGCCCGCGCCUCCUGUCCCUGCUACCGCGAGUACCGGUACCGGUACUGCUGCAGCCCCCGGCCCUCAACCAGCCGUGUUCCUUGCGUCUCAGGCUCAAGCCAUGGGAUGGCCCUCUUCCGACGAAACAAGGCUGCUGUUGAACCUACAGUUCCAGCAGCAACAUCAACAGCAACAUCAACAACAUUUUCUUCCCGGGGCACCAAUGGCAAUGCCUGCACACGCCAUGCCCAUGGGACAGAACGGCAAGUGGAAUACCGCAGUUGCUGCUCCCAAGGAUAAUCCCUUUGCCGGUCUGGGAAACUUUUCCAAGAUCGAACCAUUUCCGGAACGUCUACAUCGACUCUUACAGGAGGUCGAAGCACAGGGUCAAUCCCAUAUCAUCUCAUGGGUCAACAAUGGAGAGGCCUUUGAGAUUCAUCAGUCCGAUCGGUUCUUUGCAGAAAUUGUUCCCCGCUAUUUCAAACAAUCUCGUUUGUCCUCCUUCAAGCGACAGCUCGGAUUGUAUGGCUUCCAACUUUGUGCUCCUUCCCAUCAAGUCACAAGAGGUGGAACCGGGCAUGGAUACUACUCCCAUCCUUGCUUUCGACGCGAUUCGCCCGAGCUUUGCCGAAGAAUGAGACGCACCGGCUUGAGUAAGGCCAAGAAGGGAGCCCAGGAUUCUGCCAAGUGA